AUGUCAGACGAGUUAACCGUUCCGCAGGUCGUGGAUGACUUAACAGAUUUUCAUGAGGCCAAGCGCGCUCUCAAGGAUGUCCUGUCCGGCACUGCAGGUGGAAUUGCGCAGGUCCUUGUGGGACAACCAUUCGAUAUCACCAAGGUUCGUCUGCAAACCUCAACUCAAAAUACUUCAGCCCUGGAGGUUGUGAAAAGUUUGAUUAGAAACGAGGGAAUUUUGGGUUUCUACAAGGGCACCAUGGCACCUUUGGUUGGGGUAGGUGCGUGCGUGUCAUGCCAAUUUGGUACCAACGAAGCCAUGAAAAGAUUCUUUCGCCGCAGGAAUGAUGGCGACAGCCAAACAUUGAAUUUAUGGCAGUAUUACGUAUGCGGUGCUGUCAGUGGAUCCGCGAAUGCUUUUUUGGCUACUCCCAUCGAACAUGUUAGAAUUAGAUUGCAAUUACAGACUAAGACAGCAGCGAAUGCCGCCUAUAGUGGAUCUCUGGACUGCUUUAAGAAACUUUUAAAACGGGGCAGUCUUAUGCGGGGGUUCUCGGCUACCAUUAUGAGAACAUCCCAUGGCUUCGGGGUCUACUUUUUGACAUACGAAAGCCUGAUCGCACGCGAAGCGCAUAAAGGGGUCGAACGGAAGGAUAUUCCUUCAUGGAAAGUGUGUUUAUAUGGAGCAGCAUCAGGUGCUUGUUUCUGGGCGAUGACUUAUCCCUUUGAUGUGAUCAAAUCCGUUAUGCAAAGUGAUAACCUGAAAUCGCCGGUUUAUGGCUCCAAUCCCUGGCAGGUGGCGAAAAGUAUCUAUAAGGAAAGAGGAGCGCGUGCUUUCAUUAGAGGUUUCACCCCAGCUAUGCUGAGGUCUUUACCAGUUAAUGGAGCCACCUUCGCUACCUUUGAACUUACAAUGCGUUUGCUUAAAUAA
Messenger RNA from Lachancea mirantina, 912 nucleotides. Lineage: Eukaryota; Fungi; Ascomycota; Saccharomycetes; Saccharomycetales; Saccharomycetaceae. The record is from the annotation of a GenBank genome assembly.